Messenger RNA from Cornus florida, 2423 nucleotides. Its product is annotated as receptor protein kinase-like protein ZAR1. Gene Ontology annotation, biological process: protein phosphorylation. The record is from RefSeq and is a predicted model, not a curated record. NCBI's taxonomy places the organism in Eukaryota, Viridiplantae, Streptophyta, Magnoliopsida, Cornales, Cornaceae. The transcript is spliced from 2 exons. Gene Ontology annotation, molecular function: protein kinase activity; ATP binding; protein binding. The coding region runs from base 282 to 2198 and encodes 638 amino acids.
GACCGGGGUUUUAAUGCAUUUAAUCCAAAUAUAUAUAUAUAUAUAUAUAUAGAAUCAUUAAGGCUACAGUCAAUAGUAAAAAAAAAAAAUUCAAACUGCAUUAGGCAUGUUACCCCUACUGAGGCAUCUCGAUAACAACCCACCUGAAGUUCAAAUUACACUUCGUCUUCUUGUCUCUCUCCUCUCUCUCUCUCUCUCUCUCUCUCUCUGUGCAACUUCUCGUUGCAGUGAUGACGAUCACAGUCUAAGCAAGCCCAUGAAACUCUCAUUGCAUUGAAAUCAUGAACUCUAUAUCUGUUGAAGUUGGGCUCGUUUGUUUCCUUCUCUUCUUCAUUUCUCUCUCUUCUUCACUCAAUUCCGAUGGCCUCUCUCUUCUGGCACUUAAAGCCGCCAUAACCACCGACCCAACUCGCGUUCUCGACACCUGGUCCGACUCCGAUUCAACUCCGUGUCACUGGGCCGGAAUCGCCUGCGAUCGCGACCACCGAGUUACCGGUAUUUCUCUUUCCAACAAGAGCUUCACUGGGUACAUCCCAUCCGAACUAGGCUUACUCGUCUCUCUCCGACGACUCACUCUCUCUCACAACAACUUCUCCAAACUCAUCCCCUCCCGCCUCUUCAACGCCACCAAUCUUCUCUCUCUAGACCUCUCUCACAACGCUCUCGCCGGAUCCAUUCCGCACCAGAUAACCACCCUCCAAAUCCUAACCCACUUGGAUCUAUCCUCCAAUCUCCUCAAUGGGUCACUGCCGGAGGACCUCAGCAAUCUGACACAGCUCACCGGCACACUAAAUCUGUCCUACAACCAUUUCUCCGGCGAAGUCCCGCCGUCGUACGGACAGUUUCCGGUGAUGGUGAGCUUGGAUCUCCGGCACAACAACCUCACAGGAAAAAUACCACAGGUGGGCUCACUGCUGAAUCAGGGCCCCACUGCUUUCUCUGGAAACCCUAACCUCUGUGGGUUUCCGUUACAAACGCCAUGCGCAGACCCAGAAGCUCAAAACCCUAGACUUCAAUCGAACCCUGAGAACCCUAAAAACCCCAGCUUGAAUGGGUUUGGAGAGAGAGAGAAAGUGAAAAAUGGUUCGGUGGCGGUACCAUUGAUUUCGGGCGUUUCGGUGAUUGUCGGGGUCCUCUUUGUUUCGGUCUGGGUGUUUCGGAAAAAAUGGACAUCUGACGAGGGCAAAAUGGGAAAAGAGAAGCAGGAGGAGGAAGAAGUUAGCGAGGAGGGGCAAAAAGGUAAAUUCAUGGUGGUGGAUGAAGGGUUUGGGUUGGAAUUAGAGGAUUUGUUGAGGGCAUCGGCGUACGUGGUGGGGAAGAGCAAGAGUGGCAUUGUCUACAAGGUGGUCGUGGGGAAAGGAUCUGGUGUGGCGGGUACAGUUGUUGCUGUGAGGCGCUUGAGUGAGGGUGAUGGCACGUGGCGGUUCAAGGAGUUCGAAUCGGAGGUGGAGGCAAUCGGGAGGGUCCAGCAUCACAAUAUCGUGCGGCUGAGAGCUUAUUACUAUGCCAAUGAUGAGAAACUGCUGGUUUCUGAUUUCAUCCGCAAUGGAAGCUUGUACACUGCGCUACAUGGCGGGCCUGCCAAUAUUUUGCCAGCUUUAUCGUGGGCUUCAAGAUUGAAGAUUGCUCAAGGGACUGCAAGGGGUCUAAUGUACAUUCAUGAAUGCAGCCCUAGGAAAUUUAUUCACGGAAACAUAAAAUCAUCAAAAAUCCUUCUUGAUGAUGAUCUCCAGCCUUACGUAUCUGGUUUUGGACUCGGCCGUCUUGUCUCCUGCUCCUCUAAAUCCACCAAUGCUGCAUUCAAAAGACAAAACUCAAACCGUAGCAUAAUAAGUUCAAAGAGUUCAGCUCCCAUUAUCUACACAGCACCUGAAACUCGAGUUGCCAAUAGCCGGUUCACGCAAAAAUGUGAUGUGUACUCUUUUGGAAUCGUGCUUUUGGAGAUAUUAACCGGCCGACUGCCAGAUGCAGGACCAGAAAACGAUGGUAAGGGUUUAGAGAGCCUUGUGAGGAAGGUGUUUCGAGAGGAACGCCCCUUGUCUGAGAUUAUAGACCCAGGUCUUCUGCAUGAGGUACAUGCAAAGAAACAAGUUGUAGCAGCAUUUCAUAUCGCGCUUGACUGCACAGAACUAGACCCAGAGAUGCGGCCUAGGAUGAAGACGGUUUCUGAGAGUCUUGAUCGCCUUAGAUCUCAGUGAAUGUGUUGUAAAGCUUUCUAUGUUUUUGCUGACUUCUGAUAUGUUUGAAGGUGCUGCUAUUUUGCUUAUGAACAAUCAUUGGAUGUAGGGUUGGUCUAAUCACUAAUGCAGGUCUUUUUUGUACUAAUCAAUUUAUCUUUUGAGAUGUUCUCAUAGAGAGGAAGUAAUCUCAAGAUGUGUGUGAGUAAAUCUUUUGACCUAACAAGCAUAACAUGGCAUGUUUGC